Messenger RNA from Medicago truncatula (barrel medic), 1264 nucleotides. RefSeq names its product probable carbohydrate esterase At4g34215. The transcript has 2 exons. Bases 204 to 1010 code for a protein of 268 amino acids. The record is from RefSeq and is a predicted model, not a curated record. Lineage: Eukaryota; Viridiplantae; Streptophyta; Magnoliopsida; Fabales; Fabaceae.
AACAUAAUGACCCAUAAUGGUUGCAAAAUACUUGGUGGGUCCCAUAUGAAGCACGCUAGAAACCUAAUUAACGAUUGUUUAUCCCAUGAUCAUGAUAUCCCUAACACAAAAUUGUUCCCUCACUCACGCUUAUAUACUAUCAAUGAUCCCUCUUCCAUAUCCCUAAAAACCAACACACAUUUUCCUUAGCUCCAACAUUAAUAAUGGAGCUAAUGUUUAUUAUAUGGUCAAUGUUUUUAUGUGUUUUGGUUGUAACACCCCAUUGUGGCAAAGCAACUAAAGACAUUUUCAUAUUGGCAGGACAAAGCAACAUGGCUGGUCGAGGAGGUGUUUUAAAUGGAAAAUGGGAUGGUAAUAUCCCACCGGAAUGCAAACCAAACCCAUCAAUUUUAAAGCUAAAUACAAAACUCAAAUGGGAGGAAGCUCAUGAGCCUCUUCAUGCAGAUAUAGAUGUAGGAAAAACUUGUGGUAUUGGUCCCGGGCUUGCUUUUGCAAAUGAAGUUGUUAGAAUGAGUGGUGGUGAAUGUGUUGUGGGUCUUGUUCCUUGUGCAGUUGGUGGGACGAGAAUUGAAGAGUGGAGAAAUGGAUCACAUUUGUAUAAUGAAUUGGUGAGAAGAUCUAUUGAAUCGGUUAAGGAUGGUGAUGGUGUAAUUAGAGCAGUUUUAUGGUAUCAAGGUGAGAGUGAUACUGUAAGAGAAGAAGAUGCUGAAAGGUAUAAAUAUAGAAUGGAGAAUUUAAUUGAGAAUCUUAGGUUAGAUCUUCAACUUCCAUCUCUUCUUGUUAUUCAGGUAGCACUUGCAUCAGGGGAAGGCAAGUUUAUUGAGAAAGUGAGACAUGCUCAAUUGGGUAUCAAACUUCCAAAUGUCAAAUGUGUUGAUGCCAAGGGAUUGCAUCUCAAGACAGAUAAACUUCACCUUACCACAAUGUCUGAGGUUCAUUUGGGCAUCAAGUUAGCACAUGCCUAUUUCGCUUCCAACAACCAUCAUUUUAAUUAUACACAAGUUAGCUAGUUAAUUAUGCAUUUACAUGACAAACUAAGUAGGUAGAUAAAUGAUCACACAUUUGUCACAGUCGCACAAUUCGGAUCAUCAGAUUAAGAUCGAAUAACUCACAUUUUGAUUUGGUAAAUUGGAUUUGAUACCAAGAGUGUAUGUUAUAUUUAUUUGAUAACUUUUGAACAACGUGUAGCGCUGAAUGGUUUACUCCAUUCCUCAUUAUGUAUAUUCAAUUUAUUUAUUUAUUAACAACAUUUAUACAAGUAUAA